This is a messenger RNA of Xiphias gladius (swordfish), 1587 nucleotides long. RefSeq names its product pro-opiomelanocortin. Bases 662 to 1330 code for a protein of 222 amino acids. Gene Ontology annotation, biological process: neuropeptide signaling pathway. Gene Ontology annotation, cellular component: extracellular region. The transcript is spliced from 5 exons. Lineage: Eukaryota; Metazoa; Chordata; Actinopteri; Istiophoriformes; Xiphiidae. Gene Ontology annotation, molecular function: neuropeptide hormone activity. The record is from RefSeq and is a predicted model, not a curated record.
GCGCCGCAGGUGUGUUCGGUGUUCUGCGGCCGUUUGAGUCAUGCGCGACAGCUCCAGCGUUUGUUUUACCGUCCACACUCCUCCAGUAAUGCAGUUUUUCACAGUGCUGCUGAGCCAGAGCGACGGAGCGUCGGCUCAAACGGUGGUUUUACUCCGUAUUUUCACUCUUUUUUUACCGCUUUGCUUCUCCCCGCUCUCCUCUCCUCUCUGCAGGUCACGGCGCACGCCAGCGGACAACGGUGAACAAAAAGCCGAUUGGUCGGCUGAUUCCGCUCAACCUAGCAACCGCCUCUGAUUGGUGGGAACAUACGCUCUAAUCUGCGCAGGUUGAGGAAUCAAUUAAAGGGGGAUUCCACCAAGUUUACUCGUUAAAGCUUUUCUUAGAGCCCCACCAGUAUCAGAGCUAAGCUAUAAAACGGUGUAAAUAUUUCUACCAACGACUCUGAUGUGUUUGUGAUGAGCAUCAGUGAGUAGCUGUGACAAACCAGAGAGAGACGGACUGAAUUUAAUGGCUGCAGCAGAAUAUAAAAGUCGGCUAAAUGGUCAGAGCGACAAAAGAAGAGGGAAACGACAGAAACGACAGUCCGACGGCCGAACGACAAGAAAACACCAGCAAUAACAGAAAGAAGACGAGGGACCAAGAGACAGGACAGUGUGGAGAAUGUGUCCUGUGUGGCUACUGGUUGCUGUGGUGGUUGUGGGCAUGGCCAAAGGAGCGGCCAGUCAGUGCUGGGAGCAUCCGAGCUGUCAGGACCUAAACUCGGAGAGCAGCAUGAUGGAGUGCAUCCAGCUCUGUCACUCUGACCUCACCGCCGAGAACCCCGUCAUGCCAGGCAAUGCCCACCUACAACCGCUCCCUCUGUCAGACCCCUCCUCCUUCGUCCUGCCAUCCUCCUCCUCCUCCUCCUCCUCACCUCAGGCCAAGCGCUCCUACUCCAUGGAGCACUUCCGCUGGGGGAAGCCCGUCGGUCGUAAGCGCCGCCCAGUCAAAGUCUACACCUCCAACGGCGUGGAGGAGGAGUCUGCCGAAGUUUUCCCCGGAGAGAUGAGGAGGCGGGAGCUGGCUAGUCAGUUAAUGGCAGCAGAGGCGGAGGAGGAGAAGACGCAGGAGGUGAUGGAGGAGGCGGGGGAGGAGCAGCAGCAGCAGCUCCUGGGCGGCGUCCAGGAGAAGAAGGACGGUUCGUACAAGAUGAAGCAUUUUCGCUGGAGCGGCCCGCCGGCCAGCAAACGCUACGGCGGCUUCAUGAAGAGCUGGGACGAACGCAGCCAGAGGCCGCUGCUCACGCUCUUCAAAAAUGUCAUCAACAAAGACGGACAGCAGCAGAAGUGAGGGGGGGAGGACGGGAGGAAAGGGGGCGGAAGGAGAGAGGGAUAACUUUUUACACAGCUGAUUGGCAGGCAGCGAAGUGUUCUCAUUGGCCAAGGAAGCUCGUUAGCAGACAAAUUAGUGACAUCAAAAAGCUGUGAAUCUUUAACUUGAUCCUGGAUGAGUGGAAGAGAGAUAAAGAAAGAAAAUGAGAGAGAUGUUUUGAUAUUUAUUGAUUUAUGUAAAUAACUGUAAAUGACAUGGAAACAUAAAGAGAUAUU